This is a messenger RNA of Dioszegia hungarica, 2787 nucleotides long. RefSeq names its product ATP-dependent RNA helicase DBP7. NCBI's taxonomy places the organism in Eukaryota, Fungi, Basidiomycota, Tremellomycetes, Tremellales, Bulleribasidiaceae. Bases 1 to 2787 code for a protein of 928 amino acids. Gene Ontology annotation, molecular function: ATP binding; nucleic acid binding. The transcript has 3 exons. Gene Ontology annotation, cellular component: nucleus. Gene Ontology annotation, biological process: ribosome biogenesis. The record is from RefSeq and is a predicted model, not a curated record.
AUGGACGACGGUAUAGAGCUCAACUUCGCCGCCCCUUCCUCGGGGGCUCCCUCAAGAUCUAAGCAGGCGAUCCCAAAGGGUGGGAGAUGGACCGACCGAGCAAAAGUCAGACGAGAGAUCGGCAAGACCUCUCGGCCAGCUGCAGAGAAGGCGCCUUAUACUCCCACUGCGGCCCCAGUACAAUCUCCUCGUCCUGCACCGGUACAGCAGGUCCGACCAUCUCGGCCGCUCGGCGGACACCCCUCGAAUCCUGCAGCCAGCCAGUCCAGGCCUGCUGCUCGCGAGCAACAGUCCGCAAGCCGGCCAGCCAGUAGGGCUGAGCCGAGGGAUGACUCUGCUAGUCAGGCUGGUCCUUCUCGGUCUCGUCAGUCACUGCCUACCCAGGCCACAGCGGCGCCAGCGAAAGGUAAAACGGCGGCUCCGCAAAUCAUCUCCUCGUUGUUCUCGUACAAUGACCCUAUCGCCUCGGUCCCGGCCUCCGCUGCUCCUGCUCAGCCCGUCAAGGUCGCUGCUCCCUCGAAUGCUCCGCUCGAUAGGAGCACGUUCGAGGGGCUUGGCCUGGACAAGCUGCUAGUCCGGCAUCUCAAGGGCAAGAUGUCGGUCCAGGCACCGACCGGCGUACAGCGGUCUUCCCUCCCUUACCUCCUCUCCGCACCCCUCGACAUCAAUCUCGCCUCCGCUCCUAUCGAGGACGAGGACGAGUACGAUGCCAAGCCUGUCCUUACCCCUCAACUCUCCCCUCGCGACGUCUUUAUCCAAUCGCAAACCGGUUCCGGAAAGACCCUCACCUACCUCCUCCCCAUCAUUCAGACCCUUCUCCCCUUAUCGCGCCUAUCCUAUAUCGACCGCUCCAUCGGGACGCUCGCCAUCAUUCUCGCUCCUACUCGGGAGCUGGCACAGCAGAUCUCGAAAGUGCUGGAACAGCUCCUUUCCCUCUCCCUCGCGGAUGACUCCGAGGAUAGCGCGCCUAUGACCCGCUGGCUGGUCUCCGGACUGCUCACUGGCGGGUCUACCAAGACGCACGAGAAGGCUAAGCUGCGGAAAGGCGUGCCCAUUUUGGUAGCUACGCCGGGUAGACUGCUGGACCAUCUCCAAAACACCACAGCCUUCAAAUUUGCCAAAACCAUGUUUUUGGUGCUGGACGAGGCGGAUAGAUUGAUGGAUCUGGGCUUCGAAGAGACGAUUCAAGGGAUCAUUAAGGCGCUGGAUGGGCGGCGGAGGGCGGAAAUAGGCGGUGAGGGCGAGGCGGAGGUUGGCCGGAUGCGCUGGGGAUACUGGGGGCGAGGGCGGCAGAACGUGCUGUGUUCGGCGACGGUGGAUGCCAAGGUGGAGAAGCUGGCGGGUGCGGCGCUGCAGGAUCCUAUCGUUUUCCGCGCGCAAUCCGAGGCGGUCAAGGUGGAGGAUGAGGUCAAGAAGGAGCAGGAUCCGGCGGUCAAGGCGGCGCUAGAGUCCGCCAAUGCGAUCGUCCUUCCCACCACCUCGGACAAGUUUACACCACCAUCUCAGCUGUCCCAGAAGUACGUUGUCGUUCCUACUAAACUUCGACUGGUCACCCUCAUCGCGCUCGUCCGGUCACUGGUCGGCAAGAAGGACACGAACCAGGGCAACAAAGUCAUCGUGUUCAUGAGCUCUACGGAUGCGGUCGACUUCCACUGGAAGCUGCUCGGCGGGAUGAAGAUGGGUCAGGAAGCGGAAGAGGAGGAAGAGGAUGGGGACGAGGCGGAGAGUGCGGACGACAGCUCGGACGAGGAUGGGGAGGCUGAGAAGCUAAAAGCCAAGAAGGCAAAAUCCAAGAGCAAAGCAGCGGCGGAAGAUCCCAUCACACUCCAGUCGGCGCUUUUCCCUUCGACCACUCUUCACCGUCUACACGGUUCCCUCCCCCUUCGGACCCGUCUCGCCUCCCUCGCGGCUUUCGCCAAGCCCUCUCCCGACCCGUCGGUUCUCAUCUGUACCUCGGUUGCUUCUCGUGGUCUCGAUCUUCCACUCGUCCGGUCGGUCGUCCAGUAUGAUCUGCCAACAGAGGGUGGGGCGAACGAGUAUGUCCACCGAGUGGGACGUACCGCUCGAGCUGGAAAGGGCGGUGAGGCGUGGUCUUUCGUCGGGCCGAGCGAGGUGGACUGGGUGGAAUGGGUCAGGGGAAAGAUGGGGUCGGCCGAGGGCAAAGAGGUCGGGCUGGUUCCCGCUGCUGUGGACGAGGUGCUGAGGAAGGGCUUUGGCGGAAAGGGAUAUGACUUUGAGAGACGAGCUACCGAGGUGCAAGGUGGACUGGAGCGAUGGGUCCUGAGCGAUGACAAGAACGCCGCUCAAGCCCGGCGAGCUUUCGCUUCCUUCAUCCGCGCCUACUCUACUCAUCCACUCGAGGAGAAAAAAUACUUCCACCCCAAAUCCCUCCAUCUCGGCCACCUCGCCAAAGCCUUUGCACUCCGUGAAGCCCCAUCCUCCAUGGCUGCCACUACCGCAGCCAGCAAAGUCGUCAAAGCCGCCCCUAGCAACGUACACGUUCCGGCCAACAAGAAGCGGAAGCGGCUCGGCGCGGACGUUAGUGAUGAUGAGGAGGCGGAGAGUGGGAAGCGGGGCGGAAAGGAGACGACGGCGAGGAAUGAGACGGAGCGGAGGAUGUAUGAGGCGGUUAGAAAGCAGGGUAGGGAGGUGCGGAGCGGAGGUAAGAUGGGGCAGUUUGGGGAGGCGGGAGGAAGGAGAAAGGCGGCGGGGGCGGUCAGUGGAGGAGGGGAGUAUCAGGUGGUGGGAACGGGAGAGCUGGAGAGGAUGUUGGCAGGGAAGAAUUAG